CGUAGCUGUAGGUGCAGCACCGCUGGAUCCGACUGAUUGGUGCAGGGCUCAUCUAGUACGGUCAGACCUAUCUUAUCUUCGACUCCGUCAGGCCUCGGCACCUUUAUGAAAGCGUCUAUGUCGCCGACCGCUGGAAAAUUCUGCGGUAAUUCGACGAGACCGACGUCACUGGAUGUGCAUUACUGUUAAUUAGCAAUAGUAAUAAGUGUAUGAUUUAUAAACAACUGUAAUACCAAUUUAAAAAAUUCUCAAGAUUUGAUAAAAUUUUUCUACCACGUGUUCUUCAUAUUGUAAACGGCUUCGAUCGAGCUCAAUCUUUAUGUGCAUAAUUCACAUAAUCCAAGCAAAAGACACUGUCCGCGAAGAUAAAGAUGGCUUUCGUUUUAUGAUAGGCAAUGCAGACAAGUACAAUAAAUUGCUGAUGGGAGCUCACACGUCUCGUUAUCUACCGAUAACGCAUACGUCAAAUGGGUUAAUCGUCAUUAAAAAUGCCAAACCAAUCGAGACCUUUGCACGGCGACACCUUGGUGUUUGAAAUAACCGGAUGCGAAAUAUUCUGUAUCUUGGGAACGACGUCACGCGAUGGACCAAUCGAGUCGCCGCAAGUGUGGAAGCAGCUCGGUAAUUCCGUGGUUCUCGAGUACCAGAAGUUUAACGCUUCGCUCUUGGAAGAAUUCGUGGACAAUAUCAUAAAUGCGAAGAGGAGCCCGCAAACGGCGAGGAAUACGAAAAAGUCUGUGACAGGAUGCUGCGGCGCGAUGGCGUGUAUUUUCGAAUCUACAGUAUUGAGAUCCUCUUCUGCAGGAGCGAACCAUAUAAACUCACGGAAGGCAAAGUCCUGUGACACAAAACUAUAUUGUAGACAAAGUGGAUAUACUAACGAGGCUUUCCAGUUAGACGGUUUCGAUUCUCACGAAAAUAUUCCACCCGAUUACGCGACAGCGACGCAUCAAGAUAAGCAGCAGGAGCCACCUGAAAGUUCAACCACGGUCAUUAAGGAGGCGGAAUGGGGAGGUAGAUUAGAGUUUCUGAUGGCCUGUAUAGCUACUUCCGUUGGAUUAGGGAACGUGUGGAGAUUUCCGUUUACCGCGUACGAGAACGGCGGCGGCGCCUUCCUGAUACCCUAUAUCAUAGUGCUGAUUCUGAUCGGGAAACCGUUUUACCUCCUGGAGGGGCUCUUGGGACAAUUCACCAGUAGAUCCUGUGCAAAAACAUGGUACAUGACACCAGCUAUGAAGGGAUUGGGAUACUCACAGGCGUUCGGCGCGUUCUGCGUCGUUUCGUACUACUGCGCUUUGAUGGCAUUGACUCUGCAUUAUUUGGUGUCGAGUUUCCAAUCUGAAUUACCGUGGUCGAUCUGUCGUCCGGAAUGGCAGGACUAUUGUAUCGAUGUCUCGACGAACAAGAGCACCUCCGAGGAUCGUAACGUCACAGUUCGAAGUUCCGCGGAACUUUAUUUCAGGAAGAUAGUAUUAAAGGAAUAUGAGUCCAUCGAGGACGGUAUCGGCGUACCGUCUUGGCAGUUGUCGAUAUAUCUGUUCCUCAGUUGGGCUUGCGUCUUUCUGGUGCUUUUUCGCGGCGUAAAAAGCACAGGCAAAGCCGCGUAUUUCCUUGCGAUAUUUCCUUAUAUCGUGAUGACGGCGCUGCUGAUCAGAGCCGUCACUCUUGAGGGUGCCGUUGACGGCAUCCUGUUCUUCGUAACGCCGAAAUGGGACGCUUUGUGGAAACCCAACGUCUGGUACGCCGCUAUCACACAAUGUUUUUUCUCGUUGUCGGUCUGCUUCGGCCCGAUCAUUAACUAUUCAUCCUACAAUAAUUUCGGACACAGAGUGGACAGGGAUGUAAUGAUAGUGACCACGUUGGACACAUUCACCAGCCUGAUGGCUGGUUGCACUAUCUUCGGCAUUCUCGGUAAUCUAGCUCACGAGAUGAAAACGAAGGAUAUCGCCAAGGUGGUCCGCGGCGGCACUGGUUUGGCCUUCAUUUCCUAUCCGGACGCGCUAUCGCGUUUCACUUUUGUACCGCAACUAUUUUCUGUCUUGUUCUUCAUCAUGCUAUUGGUUCUUGGCAUUGGAAGUGCUGUCGCGCUAUGCGGCGCGACAUUUAGCAUCUUCCGCGAUCAUUUGCCCAAGAUGAGACAGUGGUUGUUGGUGCUUUGCAUCACCUGCUUCGGUUUCGUCGUCAGCCUCAUCUAUAUCACUCCGGGUGGUCAAUGGUUCAUAACUUUGAUCGAUUAUUACGGUGGUACUUUUGUGGCGAUAAUUGUCGGCGUUCUCGAGAUAACAACCAUUUUCUGGGUGUAUGGCCUCUCGAAUUUUCUCAAUGAUAUGGAAUUCAUGCUGGGCAAAAGACUAGGUUUUUACUGGCGUUCUUGUUGGCUCAUAAUCACGCCUUUGCUCAUGAUUGUUAUACUGAUUUAUACGUGCGUCACUUAUGAGCCACCUACAUAUGACGGUGCACAAUUUCCUAAUUAUGCCUACGGAAUAGGAUGGUUUGUGCUGAUACUGGGAAUAUCUCCUAUAAUAUGGUGGAUUUGCCAGAAAGUUAUUACGAAUAGAAUGUCGUCGUUUACCGAAUCCGUCAAAGCGGCAUUUCAGCCCGCGAGAGACAAAUGGGGACCUAAAAACCCGAAAAUACACACAGAAUGGGAAGCAUUUGUGACAGAAAAAAAGUUCGGAGCUCAAGGUGGUUUGAUGAAGAUAUUUUUUAAAAUCAUGUUACCGACACUGGCGGAACUCCCGGUAUAUUCAAGCUGUCUGUUCCAUUGUCAGCUGGCGGAAAUGAGUUCGAAGGCAGAAUCUCGUUGUCAGUCAAGGUGGAGGAGGAGAAGAAUGUGAGGGCCCAAUGGGGAAACGGAGUGGAGUUCCUCCUGUCAUGCGUGGCGUUCUCGGUUGGUCUUGGGAACGUCUGGCGAUUUCCGUACACGGCUUACGAGAACGGCGGCGGCGCCUUUCUAAUUCCCUACAUAAUAGUGCUCUU
Molecule: messenger RNA, 2979 nt
Organism: Solenopsis invicta (red fire ant)
Lineage: Eukaryota; Metazoa; Arthropoda; Insecta; Hymenoptera; Formicidae
Product: sodium-dependent nutrient amino acid transporter 1
Exons: 15
Coding region: 489-2837 (782 amino acids)
Biological process (GO): sodium ion transmembrane transport
Cellular component (GO): membrane
Molecular function (GO): L-amino acid transmembrane transporter activity
Source: RefSeq, a predicted model, not a curated record